Messenger RNA from Nicotiana tabacum (common tobacco), 1182 nucleotides. Lineage: Eukaryota; Viridiplantae; Streptophyta; Magnoliopsida; Solanales; Solanaceae. The record is from RefSeq and is a predicted model, not a curated record.
AUGCCUCCUAAGGAUGAAAAGCUUGGUUGUCAAAGUUUAUCUCUUGAUAUACUCAGCAACCUUCCGGGAGAGAUAACUGACGCGAUUCUUAUACGAUUACCUUUACGAGAUGCGAUGAGGACAAGCAUCUUGUCAAACUUGAUAUAUUUCCUCUCUAGGAAUAACAUUCAGCAUCUUGUUCUUAGACUUUGGUCGGUUAACCGAUACAAAUUGCCUUCUUCACUUUUUAAAUGUGUGCAGUUGAGGCAUCUGACUCUCCAACAUUGUUUUAUAAUUCCUCCACCAUCUUUCAAAGGAUUUGAUAGGCUAAUUAGCCUUGAACUACGCAGCGUGACAGUUUCUGCCAAGUUGCUUGAAAGUUUAAUCUCUAAUUGCUCACUGCUCGAGCUAUUGGUGCUGGCACACUUAGAAUUUUCAGAUGUUAUUGAAAUUAAAGCUGCGAUGCUGAGAUAUUUUGAUUUCAGUGGCAGUAUAAGAUAUAUUUGCUUAAAAAAUAUGCCGCUGCUGGCAAAUAUUUCUCUUAUGGAUAGUGGGACUUCUGCGAAUAUAGGAAAAUGUAAUAUUGCCAAGUUCUUUGAGCCUUUCUCUGCUCUCGAGCAUCUCCACUUGAAUGGCAAUAGUCUCAAGUUCUUUGCCGCUGGUGGAGUACCUAUACAGCUUCCCUUUUAUCUCAACACCGACAAAAGUCUUAAUCUAUCUAGAAUUUAUCUGGAAGAAUGGGAUGUCACCUCAUGUACUCUUUGCCUGAUCAGAAGUUUCCCGUAUUUACAAUAUUUGGAAAGUGAGGUGUAUGUUUAUGAUGAGGAUAUUCCCGCUCUAGAAUGUCUUGAAGUGGAAGGUUUCUCAAGUGUGACAUUGUUGGAAGUUAAGUUAGAAGGUGAUCUAGCCACAAAGCCUGGGAUGCAGUUUAUCAAGCUUUUGUUAGCCAAGUCAACCGCGUUAUUGAGAAUGCUGAUUAAGCACUGGAUAAAUGAUGAUGAUCCCUUGCCAUUAUCCGAGGUUCUUCACAGAACAAACCAUAUGCUCAUCGUUGUAAAUGCAUUUCCGCGUGCAUCACCUAAAGCAGAAGUGAUCUUUGAUAUUCAGUAUCGUUCAGGUCGUGACAUCCUGAAAUAUAAGCAUGAUGAGGCAGGGUCUUACGAAUUACGAUCGCUCUCAAGUCUGAGCCGAAUCGAAUCGUAA